CAGUAGCAGACUCCUACAUCCGCCAGUUGGAGACGGACGGUGCCAGCUGCUAGCUACGUUAGCUGUAGUUAGCAACUAGCUUCAGAGCCCUAGCUUACUGACUGCACAUGAGAGCCCUUGUGUGUGCGUGAGAGUGUGUGUGUCAAAGCUUUGAGCCCCCGCUCGGCCGUCCCAAAGUGACUCUGUGUGUUUGCGUGUACCUGUGCAUGCGUGGUGCGAGUGUGUGUGUGUGUGUGUGCGUGCAUGCGCACACAAACCCAUAUCUCUGCUCACUCUCUUCCUCCUCCAAGCAGCAAGCAGCAGCAGUGUGUCUGAAAGUCUGUGAGUGAGGAUAGCACGCAAAGAGGCAGACGCACACUUAUAAACACUCUCUGAGAGUCGACUGUUUACAGUUGGAGUCCAGUUACUCAGCAGCGGAUUCACAUCAUUUUACUGACACCGACAAAACGCCAACAUGAUGUUGAGGCACACCUUAGUCCAGGGCGGCCUGGGAGUGCUGGCUGUCAGGAGGGCAUGCGUUCUUUCCCGAUUUGCCCACUCCACGCCGAAGAAGGAGUAUCGACCGAUCAAGAAAGUCAUGGUGGCCAACAGGGGUGAGAUAGCUAUCCGUGUGUUCAGAGCCUGCACUGAGCUGGGGAUUCGAACCGUGGCCGUAUAUUCUGAGCAGGACACUGGACAAAUGCACAGGCAGAAGGCAGAUGAGGCUUACCUGAUCGGGAAAGGCCUCCCACCUGUUGCCGCAUACCUGCACAUUCCAGAUAUCAUCAAAGUUGCAAAGGACAACAAUGUGGAUGCGAUCCAUCCUGGCUAUGGCUUCCUGUCUGAGCGGUCAGACUUUGCUCAGGCCUGCACAGAUGCCGGGGUGAUGUUUGUUGGACCAGCCCCAGACACAGUCCGCAAAAUGGGAGACAAAGUGGAGGCCCGUUCCCUGGCCGUCAGUGCAGGAGUACCUGUGGUCCCAGGAACAGAUUCCCCCAUCUCAAGUCUGCAAGAGGCGCAGGCGUUCGCCCAGACAUACGGCUUCCCCAUAAUCUUCAAAGCAGCCUAUGGUGGAGGUGGUCGCGGCAUGAGGGUGGUCAGAGAAUACGAGGAACUCGAGGAGAAUUACCAGCGGGCCUACUCCGAAGCCCUGACGGCGUUUGGGAAUGGAGCCUUGUUUGUUGAGAAAUUUAUUGAAAAGCCAAGGCACAUUGAAGUACAGAUCCUCGGUGAUAAAUAUGGUAAUGUCAUCCACCUCUACGAGAGAGACUGCUCCAUUCAGCGGAGACACCAAAAGGUUGUGGAGAUUGCACCGGCGUUCCAGCUGGACCCUCAUCUCAGAGACCGCCUUCACUCUGAUGCUGUCAACCUUGCCAGACAGGUCGGAUACGAGAAUGCAGGGACUGUGGAGUUCUUGGUGGAUAAACAUGGCAAACACUACUUCAUAGAGGUCAACUCUCGACUCCAGGUUGAACACACGGUCACUGAAGAGAUCACAGAUGUGGACCUGGUGCACGCUCAGCUCCACGUGUGCGAGGGCCGCAGCCUGUCCGAACUCGGCCUCAAACAAGACAAGAUCAGGGUGAAUGGCUGUGCAAUCCAGUGCAGAGUGACAACCGAGGACCCAGCCAGAGGCUUCCAGCCAGACACAGGAAGGAUCGAGGUCUUCAGAAGCGGAGAGGGCAUGGGUAUUCGUCUGGACAGCGCCUCAGCCUUCCAGGGAGCUGUCAUUUCCCCCCACUACGACUCGUUGCUGGUAAAAGUCAUCGCUAGCGGAAAGGACCUGAACACCGCAGCCUCAAAGAUGAGCCGAGCUCUGGCUGAGUUCAGAGUGCGAGGGGUUAAGACCAACAUCCCUUUCCUCCAGAACGUUCUGUCCAACCACCAGUUCCUGCACUCCACAGUGGACACCCAGUUCAUCGACGAGAACCAGGAACUCUUCAACCUCAAACCCACUCAGAACCGAGCCCAGAAACUACUACACUACCUUGGUCACGUGAUGGUGAAUGGACCAACAACGCCCAUCCCAGUCAAGGCUAAGCCCUCCUCCACAGACCCUGUCAUUCCUCCUGUCACCAUGGGUGAUCCUCCUGUAGGUUUCCGUGACGUGCUGUUGCGCGACGGUCCUGAGGGAUUUGCCAAAGCGGUCCGUGCCCACAAGGGUCUUCUCCUAAUGGACACCACGUUCAGGGACGCUCACCAAUCUCUCCUGGCUACCAGGGUUCGGACCCAUGACCUGAAGAAGAUCUCGCCAUUUGUCAGCCACAAUUUUAGCAACCUGUUUAGCCUGGAGAACUGGGGAGGUGCUACCUUUGACGUGGCCAUGCGAUUCCUAUCGGAGUGUCCCUGGAAGAGACUGCAGGAGCUGAGAGCUUUGAUCCCAAACGUCCCGUUUCAGAUGCUGCUGAGAGGAGCCAACGCUGUGGGCUACACUAACUACCCUGACAACGCUGUCUUUAAGUUCUGCGAGGUGGCCAAGGAGAAUGGCAUGGACAUCUUCCGUGUGUUUGAUUCUCUGAACUACCUGCCUAACAUGCUGCUGGGCAUGGAGGCUGCUGGAGCAGCAGGUGGCGUAGUUGAGGCUGCCAUCUCCUACACAGGUGAUGUCUCUGACCCAAUGAGGCAGAAGUAUUCUCUGGAAUACUAUGUCAAACUGGCAGAUGAGCUUGUCAAAGCUGGAACCCACAUCCUAUCUAUCAAGGAUAUGGCUGGCCUGCUGAAGCCAGAAGCCAGCAAGCUUCUGGUCAGCGCUCUGAGAGACCGUUUCCCGGACGUACCCAUCCAUGUGCACACACACGACACAGCUGGAGCUGGUGUGGCUGCCAUGCUGGCCUGUGCCGAAGCUGGGGCUGAUGUCGUUGAUGUGGCAGUUGACUCCAUGGCUGGGAUGACCUCUCAGCCCAGUAUGGGAGCCAUGGUCGCCUGCACCAAGGGGACCAAGUUUGACACUGGCAUUUCUCUGGAGAAGGUGUUUGACUACAGUGAGUACUGGGAAGUAGCCAGAGGCCUGUAUGCACCGUUUGACUGCACUGCCACCAUGAAAUCUGGAAAUGCUGACGUCUAUGAGAACGAGAUACCCGGAGGACAGUACACCAACCUUCACUUCCAGGCUCACAGUAUGGGACUGGGCAAUAAGUUCAAGGAGGUGAAGAAGGCCUAUGCUGAAGCCAACAAACUACUAGGAGACCUUAUUAAGGUGACUCCUUCCUCAAAGAUCGUGGGUGACCUGGCCCAGUUCAUGGUGCAGAACAACCUGACCAGGGCAGAGGUGGAGGAGAGAGCAGACGAGUUGUCCUUUCCCCUGUCUGUCGUCGAGUUCCUGCAGGGAUACAUCGGAAUACCACAUGGAGGGUUCCCUGAGCCGUUCAGAUCUAAGGUGCUGAAGUCACUUCCCCGCAUUGAAGGUCGACCCGGUGCCUCUCUGCCACCUAUGGACUUCAAGGCCCUGGAAGAGGGGCUCCGAGCCGCACAUGGUGAUGACAUCACCCCUGAGGAUGUGAUGUCAGCAGCCAUGUACCCCAAGGUGUUCCAGGAGUUCAAGGAAUUUACUGCCAACUUUGGCCCAGUGGAUUGUCUCAGCACCAGGCUGUUCUUGGAUGGACCCAAGAUUGCAGAAGAGUUUGAGGUGGAGCUGGAGAGAGGAAAGAUCCUCCACAUCAAGGCCUUGGCACUGGGUGACCUGAACAAGGCUGGGCAGAGAGAGGUCUUUUUCGAGCUCAAUGGACAGCUGAGAUCUGUGCUUGUUAAAGACACAGUCGCCAUGAAGGAAAUGAAGUUCCAUCCUAAAGCUCAGAAGUCCAUCAGGGGUCAGGUGGGAGCACCCAUGCCUGGAAAAGUCCUGGAGGUCAAAGUAAAAGUUGGAUCCAAGGUGGAGAAAGGACAACCCCUGUGUGUCCUCUCGGCCAUGAAGAUGGAAACCGUGGUCAACUCCCCAAUGGCCGGGACCAUUAAGGCUGUCCAUGUCACACCCGAUGCUUCCUUGGAGGGAGAUGACCUGAUACUGGAAAUCGAGGAAUAGAGCAAGAGGGCAGAGGAGAGGGAGUGGUAGGAGGCAGGCAUCAGACAAUUUGAUCUUGGAAAUGGUGGGAGCUGGGGGAAUGGGGGGAGAUUGAAAUAAAGAGGAAGAGGAAGAUAGGCAUCUGUGACCCCAGAUAUGUAGAUAUUCUCUUUGGGUGCACUGGGGACAUAUAAUGAGGCUGUAUUCAUAUCCAGAUACCUGACGGGAGCAAAGAUGAGAAUGUAUGAUAGUCCUAAACAAUUAUUACUCAGUCCUGCUCAAAGUAAUUCCAUAGUUGUGCUAAUUAGCUCAAAUAAAUUUGACCUUUGCACAUGUCGUGUCAACUUGUGGAAAAUUGCAUUAAAUAUUUUAGAAUAACAUCAUAUAUAUGAAAUGUGAUACAUUCCAGUGCUGAAACACUAGUCUUAAAUGUGAGCUAACCAUGUCUGACACUAUCAGGGUUAUAACCUCACAUGUUUAGUGGGUAGAGGAAACUUUUACUUUGCUGGUUUUGAAAGAGAUGAAUAGACUUGUGGAUGUAUUACACAAUUACCGAUGUUCAUAAUGGAACAGUCGUCAUUGUUUUUAGCAUUCUCGCUUUUACAGGUUGUUUGUAAUCUUUGACUCUAUUCACGGUGCAUUCUGGGAAUGUGUAUUCACUGUAGCAUUUAGGCACUUUGUCCCCCAAUUUAAAGUUAAAUAUUUCUUUAGCAAUGACGGCACAGUACACAGGGGCUGAAGAAGUAAAUCGCAUUUUGUCCAUCUGGGGUUUUUUUUUUUUUUUCCUUGCAAUAAGAGAAGCACAACAAAGCGAGAUUAGGUUGAUAAGGACACACCAGUAACAUCUGAUGUUGCUCCAAAGGGUAUUUUUCAAAAAGUACUGUCAGUGCAAGUAAGUGGUUUCCCUUUUUUUAAAGAUCUCUGCAGGUGUUUUCUUACUCAUGUCUGAUUUCUAACCCUCAAAAUUUAGAAAUGUGCAAAUCGGAUUACAGUUGGUUUGAACAUGGCUCUUAAUUCAAAGCCUAUCGCCAUGAAUAUAUUCGAGGUAUGUCGACAUACAGUCAGUCGUGGUGUUUGAGGUCUUUUUUUUAAGUGUGAGAUGUUGAAAAAGUUGUCAGAGAAGCGGUUUGACGGUCUCUUCAGAACCAGGCAGAGAUUAUGGUGGAUGGUCUGUCUGCAUGGGGAUUUUCACUGCUAGGUGUAAAUGGGAUUACAUGGUGCUGUAAUGGAGCCAUGUGAUGUUAUUUUCUGAGGCUCUGCUGAUUAAUUUAUGGAUUAAUUCUCUGUCAAAUGAUGUUAAAUUAGCCGGACUAAUAAGGGACUCUGGAGACUCCCAGCAGCAGCGCUCUGCUUUGUGUCUAAUGCGGGUGUGUUUGCACAAAUGACUCAAUGUGCGCGUGCAUGUGAGCAAAUUCUAAAACAAAUUCAGCCCAGCCUCCGUAACACACCUCCUGAUAUCAAAUUACACUCUAGAAAAAAGUUAAAUAGUCACAUUCACACAUGCUCUGGUGCAAAAUACCCAAGCUAGCCCUUCAGUACUGCCUGAAUCACAGCAAAACACCUAACUGUGGCUUUGUCUCUACAGUACGACCAGUGUAGCAAUAAACGUGCUGAGAAUAAACACAAAAUUAGACUCAAACUCAGUUUUGCCCCUCUGUUAUCUGCAGGCCUUCCAACAGUCUGUAUGUCUUCACCCCUGAAGCGAUGACUGAAUGUUUUAAACUACCCUGACCAGUGAAGGUAGACAGUCACAUCAUUUACAAAAAAAAAUUGUCACUGUUUCCUUGUAAUACAGUGAAGCAUGAAGUGUGUGGGACGGCGAGCCAGAAGAGAGAUCACAGCAGCUUUCCCGAGUCAUCUGUGCUCCUUUAACAGAAAACAUUGAUUGGGGGACAAAAUUAAAAUAGCAGUUUGUACUGCACUGGAUCGUUUCCAGCAUUUUUGCUCCAUUACCGCUGAGAAUGGAUCCGCUUUUGAACCGCGCAUCAAUACUGAGCAGCGAUGCCGUAGUUAAUUGGAACGCUGAUGUCUCCUCGCUCUCCCAGCCCACUGCAGUGCCUCACUGUAUCUCCUGGUUUAUCAGUCUGUAUUUGAUUCUCUUCAAAGAGACAGAGAUGGAUUGGUAGGUUGAUGUGAAUAGUUUUUGACAAGCUGUAAAGAACUGUAAAGUUUCCCCCACCCCUUCUUUUCCUCACUUUCCCUGCUUUCUCUGCCUCAUCUACCAAACCAUCUUUCUAUUUUUCUCUCCAUCCCGUCACUUCCCUCUGUGUAUAUUUGCACAUGCGAGACGAUAGCAUCGAUUCAUGCAAUAAAGUAUCAAUGUUUCCCUUGGUCUUUAGCCAGCAGCGAUUCUAACAGCCGUGCUUAUGUCAGUGUAGUACUGCUUCAUGUCUGGGGGGGAAAGAAGAAUAAAUUGGAGAAAAAGUACACACAGCUGGAAAAUGUAAUUUGUUUCAGAGAAGGGGAUAAUAAUGUCAACCUAUUCUUGAGCUCAUGCUAUCUAGAGCCGAACUGUCAGAGUAUGAAAAUGGGGUCUGUGACAUUUCCAUUUUCCUGCUAUCGCUUCUCUUUUUUUAUGAAGCCAAGCUGUUUGUUUAGCAGAAAUACUGCCUGCUGAUUUCUCCCUGUCUACAUUAUAUCAAAUGUUUACUAAUUUGUCAAGUCAGUUUUCAAAUCUACAUUUCUCUAAUUGACGUAGUUUACAAUUUAACUGUACUAAGUAUGUUUAGGUCUCAUGAGAGACUCUGAGCUGGAUCACAGAAUAAGAGAAACAAAUGGCAUCUAGUAAAAGUGAUACAUGUUCUAUCUGUACUUACAAAUAAAGUUAGCUAAAACUAAA
Molecule: messenger RNA, 6815 nt
Organism: Archocentrus centrarchus (flier cichlid)
Lineage: Eukaryota; Metazoa; Chordata; Actinopteri; Cichliformes; Cichlidae
Gene: pcxb
Product: pyruvate carboxylase b
Exons: 27
Coding region: 455-3997 (1180 amino acids)
Biological process (GO): gluconeogenesis; pyruvate metabolic process
Cellular component (GO): cytoplasm
Molecular function (GO): ATP binding; metal ion binding; pyruvate carboxylase activity
Source: RefSeq, a predicted model, not a curated record